AUGGUGGUUUCACGGCGACGAUUUCUCGGUCAAUUCGAGCUUCAAAUUCGAUCAGCCGGCCUAUCGGACAACGCUGAUCUCACCAGACCUGUAAAUUCACCAAGCUCACUAAUGAUGGAACUAGGACUUGUGCUGGUUCGAAAGAUGAAAGCACCUUGGGAGUUGCCAUUGCUGCGAUAUAAGGGUCGCUUGCUGUUUACCUCGGUGGAUGCUAAAAUAAAUGAAAAUCGUUCCUGUAUCCGAGAACAAAAGAAACAUAAGAGUUCAUCAGUUGAAAAAGAUUUGAUUUACUCCGUUUAG
This is a messenger RNA of Colletotrichum higginsianum IMI 349063, 300 nucleotides long. RefSeq lists its product as uncharacterized. The record is from RefSeq and is a predicted model, not a curated record. Bases 1 to 300 code for a protein of 99 amino acids. The transcript is spliced from 2 exons. Lineage: Eukaryota; Fungi; Ascomycota; Sordariomycetes; Glomerellales; Glomerellaceae.